Messenger RNA from Pestalotiopsis fici W106-1, 672 nucleotides. RefSeq lists its product as uncharacterized. Gene Ontology annotation, biological process: kinetochore assembly. NCBI's taxonomy places the organism in Eukaryota, Fungi, Ascomycota, Sordariomycetes, Amphisphaeriales, Sporocadaceae. The transcript has 3 exons. The record is from RefSeq and is a predicted model, not a curated record. Gene Ontology annotation, cellular component: kinetochore. Bases 1 to 672 code for a protein of 223 amino acids.
AUGGAUAUCCCAGCAAGGACGGAGAACUCACUGCCACUAUCUGAAGAUGAGAAGAGGGUGCUGGAACUCUACGACCGACUGCAACAAUUGCAGCUCGAGAUCGCCCUCAUAACAGCACAAAAGAACUACACUCCGUCUACAUCGCGCGCGCAGACUGUAGAGGAUGCCCAAAACGAUCUGUUAGAAUCUAGAGCACGAUACGUCCUGCGGAAUCAAGUCACGGAAAGCGUGGUCAUGGCAAAUCCCGUAUUACAAGCUGUGCAUGGCGGAACAAAUGCAUCACCCAUUGAAAAAGAUCUACUGGGCGUCCUGGCCAAGCGAGACAGCGCUUCGAUAGCGCUGGCUGAUCAGACAACCUCGACCAAGCAGAUCAACGAGGAAAUCAUGGAUGUCCGCAGUCGGACAUUGCAGCUGAGCCGGCAGAACGUCGACUUGGCCUCGCAGGUUCUCAGUCUCGCCGGCGAGGCAGAAGAGCGCAAGGCCGCGGCCGUUGAGGACACGGAACAGGCCGAGGAGAUUGCGCAACUGGAGCAGGAGGUCAAGGCGAGCCGGCAGAGAUGGAGGGUCAUGAAGGCCACUGCAAGUGCAAUUGUAGCUGGCAGUGGAGUUGACUGGGCUGCUGACGAGCAGCUCAAGAGUAUAGUACUUGAUGAAGACGACGAUGGCGUUUAG